UGUAGCUCUUAGACUGUUGUGUACUCUAUUUCUGCCCUAUCCUAAUUCAUUUUUUCAAAUGUUUAUAAGAUUGAUGAACAUUACAUUUAAGAUGAUACAAAAUGGUGCCUCUCAGUCCCCACAAAGUGUGUGAAGGCUGCUCAUAAAUAGCAAUGUCAUAGGGGGGCGCUGUGGCACAACUGGCUACAGUGCCUUUCCCACAUUUGGGACUUAGUUCCCAUGGGGACCUGUAUUCGAGUCCGACCCUGGUCAUGUCCAGAUCCCAUCCCUUCUCUCUCUCCCACUAUCUUCCUGUCUCUCUCUUCACUGUCCGGACACAAUAAAGCCAAAAAGCCCAAACAAUAUGUAUAAAUAACAGUUUCAUAUUAGUCUUUGCAGAUGAGAAAAGUGACACAGAUAAAAUGGCAUCAUUUCAGAAAUUUCACAAAGACUGUAUGUCGAGGAAGUUUAAAACCCUAUCUGAAGGACCAUCACCACAUACAAACCCACUUCUCCUUAACGAGAUCUACACAGAGCUGUACAUUACAGAGGUGGAAAGUGAAGAGGUCAAUAAACAACAUGAAAUCAGACAGAUAGAGAAAGCCUCAAGAACAGCAGCAAUAGAAGACACGCCAAUCAGCUGUAACGACAUCUUUAAACCCUUACCUGGACAACACAAAACUAUUAAAACAGUGUUGACUGUGGGAGUGGCUGGCAUUGGAAAAACAGUCUCUGUGCAUAAGUUCAUUUUAGACUGGGCUGAAGGAAAAACUAAUGAGGAUGUCCAAUUCAUAUUUCCUCUUCCUUUCCGAGAAUUGAACCUGUUGAAGGAGAAGAAACUCAGUCUGUUGGAUCUUAUUGAGCACUUUUUCUCAGAAAUGAAACGCCUUUCUCCAGUCUUCACCAGUUCAAAGCACAGAGUCAUGUUCAUCUUUGAUGGCCUGGAUGAGUGUCGAAUUCCUCUGGAUUUCCAGUCCAACCAAAAGUGUUCUGAUAUCACAGAGCCAGUGUCAGUGGAUGUGCUGCUGACAAACCUCAUCAAGGGGAAUCUCCUUUCCUCUGCUCUCCUCUGGAUCACUACCAGACCAGCAGCAGCCAAUCAGAUCCCUCAUGCGUCCACUAACCUAGUGACAGAGAUUCGAGGAUUCAGUGACCCACAAAAGGAGGAGUAUGUCAUGAAGAAAAUCAGUGAUGAAGAUCUGGCCAAAAGAACCAUCACAUACCUGAGGUCAUCCAGGAGCCUCUACAUCAUGUGUCACAUACCAGUAUUCUGCUGGAUCACAGCUACUGUUCUAGAGAGAAUGUUGAGUGGAACAGAGAAUGUUGAAAUCCCCAGAACUCUGACUCAAGUGUAUGUUCACUUUUUAAUCAUUCAGAUUGGUAUCAAAAAUGUGAAGUACUCAGAGAAACAAAAGGGAAAAGACGAAGAGAUGAUUUUCAAACUGGGGAAACUGGCCUUCCAACAGUUGGUGAAGGCUUGAAAAGAGUUGCCUCACUGCUAAGAGCUGUGAGCUGCUGGCCUCUGUUCUUAC
This is a messenger RNA of Alosa alosa (allis shad), 1511 nucleotides long. RefSeq names its product protein NLRC3-like. The transcript has 2 exons. The record is from RefSeq and is a predicted model, not a curated record. Lineage: Eukaryota; Metazoa; Chordata; Actinopteri; Clupeiformes; Clupeidae. The coding region runs from base 402 to 1460 and encodes 352 amino acids.